AGUGAUCUCCCCAAGUUUUGAUUUUUUUUACCUCCCAACUCUUCUCACUCUGCCAUCCUCUUCUCCCACUUAAUUCCACUUCUCUUCUUGCUUCAUUUGUGAUUGUUUAAGAUGUCUGCAGACAAGAAGAAGAUUGUGUUGAAAUUGGAUUUGCAUGAUGACAAGGCCAAAGCGAGGGCUAUGGCAAGAGUCUCCAGCCUCCAGGGGAUUGAUUCCCUCGCCAUAGACAUGAAAGAGAAGAAGUUGACGGUGACCGGAGAGGUCGACCCGGUUGAUGUUGUGGGCAAGCUAAAGAAAUGCUGGUACCCCGAAAUUCUUUCGGUCGGACCAGCCAAAGAAGAGAAGAAGAAAGAGGAGCCGAAGAAGGAAGGCGACAAGAAAAAAGAAGCAUACGAGGAUUACAAAUCUCCUGUGGCUGUGUACUACUGGAUUCAGCCUGCUGAGGAGAGUCCAUGUGCUUGUGUAAUAUGUUAACGGUUGCUCCAACAAUUGGAGAAGGAAUAGAGGAAACUGAUACAAGCCCGGGGGUGAUGAGUUCAUACCAGUCCAAAGACGGGCUCAAAGAUUAUGAGGGUGGUGAUGUAAAGGGGGUGAUGGGAACUAAGAUGGUUACUUAUGCUGAAUUAAGUAUAUGAAUAGAGAUGGGUGAAUGUUUGGAUGUAUAAGGAUUGUUGGUAGUCAUUACUUAGGAGUUGUUUCUUUUCCUAUCUCAUGUUUUUCCAGUUGAAGAUCUGUUUUAAUAAGUAUGUACAAAAGAAAGAGUCCUUGGAAUUGGAUUAACAAGUAAAGUAUUUCUGUUU
Molecule: messenger RNA, 800 nt
Organism: Phoenix dactylifera (date palm)
Lineage: Eukaryota; Viridiplantae; Streptophyta; Magnoliopsida; Arecales; Arecaceae
Source: RefSeq, a predicted model, not a curated record